This is a messenger RNA of Rotaria sp. Silwood1, 3648 nucleotides long. The record is from the annotation of a GenBank genome assembly. Lineage: Eukaryota; Metazoa; Rotifera; Eurotatoria; Philodinida; Philodinidae.
AUGGAUGCUCUUGAAAUUGAACAUUUAUGUAGUCAAUUAUAUAGUGGUAGUGGUAAUAAUGAUCAAAUGCGUACAGUUUCUCAACGUCUUGAAACAUUUGUUAAUCAAACAAAUUGUUUAUCACAAUGUCGUUUAUUACUUGAUCGUGCUUUAACACCCUAUACUCAAUUUUUUGGUGCUACAACAUUAAUAAAAUAUUUUAAUUCUAUAACAAAUCAAUCAUUAGUUUCAUUUACAGAACGUUAUGAAUUACGUGCAUAUAUUCUUGAAUAUUUAUAUAAACAUAAUAGUUCAUUAGCUUCAUUUGUAUUAGCCGAAUUAGUUAAAUUAUAUUCACGUUUAACAAAAAAUUCUUGGUUUGAUUUAAAUCCAAAUAUAAAUAAUGAAAAUUAUCCAUUCCAAACAUUUACAGAUGAUUUACUUAAAUUUCAAAUUGAUCCAAGACAGUUUUCAGUUGCUUUACAAAUAUUAAUAGCUAUUCUAACAGAAAUGAGUGUACCUAAUGAUGAAGAAAUAACAGCUAGAGCAUUUACCAAACAUCGAAAAAUUUGUAUAUCAUUUCGAGAUACAAAAUUAAUUGAUAUCUAUUUAUUUGCUGGUCAAUAUUUACGUGAUGUCAUCAUAAAUCAAAAAAAAUCUUUAGGAUUAUCAAUUGAAUUUAAUAAUUAUCCAAAAACAAUACAUAGUAUUCAAUUACAAUCGGAUUAUUAUAUUGUUGUUGAAAAAUUACUAUCAUUAGCAUUAUCUUGUUUAACAUAUGAUUUUCUUGGAACUGGUUCAACUAUUCAUGAUGUUGAUAUAUCAGAUGAACAUCAAACAUUACAAGUUCCACUUGCAUGGCAUGAUCAUAUUGUUGAUGGAAGUUAUUAUCAAUUAUUUUUUUCAUAUUAUUUUCUUUUUUCAAAUACAACACUUGUACCAUUAGCAAUUUCAUGUCUUGUUCAAUUAUCAAGUGUAAGAAGAUCAUUAUUAAAUGCAAAUGAACGUCUAAAUAUAUUGAAUUUAAUAACAUAUGGUAUUCGAUUGAUUAUUGAACAGCCUGGUGGUCUUCUAACUGAUGAAAAAUCUUUACAUGAAUUUUGUCGUUUAAUUGCACGUUUAAAAUCAAAUGCACAAUUACAUGAAUUAAUACGUAUUGAUAAUUAUCCAUUAUUUACUGAAAGAUUAUUUCGUUUUACAAUUGAUCAUUUAUUAAGUGUUCAUCAUCAUCGUUCAUAUCAUUUAUCACCAAAUACUCUUCAUUAUAUAUUAUCAUAUUGGUCAAAAAUUUGUGCAUAUUUAUCACAUGUAUCAAAAUUAUCUGAUUCAGAUGAUUCAUCAACAUUACAUUUACUUGAUAUAUAUGUUCCACAAAUUGUUUGUUAUUAUGUUCAAUCACGUUUAGAUGCAAUGAAUAAUGAUGAUGCACUUUAUAUUGAAUUAUUUGAUAAUGAUCAAACAGUAUUACAACAACAAUUAGAAAUGAUUAGUAUUAUGUCUAGAUUAGAUUAUAGUAAAAUAUGUGCACUUUUAUGUAAUUAUUUUGAUGAUAUUGCUAAACAAUAUCAACAAAUAACAAAUUCUGAAACAAUUGAAAGACGUUUUACAUUUCUUAUAUAUGUCCUUGGAUGUGUUAUUGGUGCACGUGGUAUAAUAUUAUCAUCAUUAUCAAUAUCAAGUGAAGAUCAAGAUUUAUUUGAUGGUGAAUUAGUUAUACGUGUAUUACAAUUAAUGACAUAUAUACAACAAAAAACAUCAGGUGAAAAUAAUCAAAAAUCUAUUAAUGCAGCAAUAACAACAACAACAAUAACAGAUAAAAUUAGUUCAACACCUUAUUCUGAAAGAUUAGAAUUAGCUGUUCUUUUCUUUUUUGAACAAUUUCGUAGACAAUAUAUUGGUGAUUAUGGACGAUCAAAUAAAAUUUAUCAAGUUCUUUUUAAACAUCUUGGUAUUGCCGAUGAAGAACAAUUGUUAUCAAUAUUUGUUAAAAAACUUUUUACUAAUUUACAAUAUUCAAUAGUAACAGAUAAAUUAAUUGAACGAACUGUUGGAUGUUUUAGUGAUUUAACUCAUGGUUAUCAAAGUGUUCGUAAAUUAGUUAAACUUGAUCCAAUACAAUAUUUUAUAAAUAAUCAUACACAAGAUUUAUUUCCAUUUCUUCAUCCAACAUCAACAAUGAAUCAUUCACAUAAUAGUAAUCUAAGUUUAAGUAGUUGGUCACGUUUACGAACAACAUUUUAUUCUUCUGUUGGACGUAUGUUAAUGUAUGAAUUUCAUUAUGAUGAUGAUGAUGAUGAACGUAUAGAAGCUUUUAUGACACCAUUUACAAAUCAUUGUACAAGAUUAGUACAAAUAUUUAAAGAAUUUCCAGAUUUUUCAUUACUCAAUCCUGGACAAUUCUCAGCUAUGACUCAAUUCAAUCCAAAAUUGGCAUCAUUAGACGAAAUUCAAUCUCUUAUUAUUGGUAUUAGUCGUGACCUACGUGGUUUAUGUAGUUCAUUAGUAUCAAAACAAGCUUAUACAUCAUUUUUUGAUUGGUUAUAUCCAUCUUAUUUACCAUUAUUUCUUAAAGCUUUAUAUGUAUUUUAUGAUCGAAAAGAUGUUUAUAAUCCAUUAUUAAAAUUUUUUUAUGAAUUAACAUCAAAUCGUCAAGAACGUUUAAUAUUUGAUUCAACCAAACCAAGUGCUUAUUUAUUAUUUCGUGAAACAUCAAAUUUACUUUAUAUAUUUCAAACAAAAACACUUUUACAUGUUAAUACAACAAUACCUGAAAGUGAUGGAGAUUUAUUUUAUAAAUCUAAACUUAAACCAAUUAUAACUAGUUUAAAAAUACUUCAAACAUGUUUAAUGGGUAAUUAUGUUAAUUUUGGUGUAUUUCAAUUGUAUUCUGAUCCAUGUUUUGAUAAUUUUUUACAAGUAUUUAUUUCAAUAUUAACAACAAUUAAAAUAUCACAUUUAUUUUCAUAUCCAAAAUUAACAUUAGCCUUUUUUUCAUUAAUUGAAACAUUUUCUACUGUUAAAAUUGAUUAUUUAGCUAAUUUAUCUCGACCAUUAUUUGGUUAUAUACUUGAAACAAUAAAUGAAGGACUUCUAUCAUCUGAACAAAUAGUACAAAAUGCAUGUUGUGUUUAUUUAGAUACAUUAUUAUCACAUGUUUUUCGUUCAGUUAAAAAACAUAUUGCAUCGGCUAAUUUAAUGACUAAUAUACAAGAAUAUGAAAGUUUAUUUCGACAAAUACUUGUUAAUUUACUUAAUAGUAUUAUAUAUUCUGAAUGCAAAAAUAUUUAUACAGUAUCAAAACCUCUUCUUGGUCUUAUAUUAUUAAAUGAAAAUAAAUUUUUUACUGAAAUAAAACAGCAAUUAUUAUAUGGUCAUACACAAGCUAAACAAGCUAUAUUAUCAACAGCAUUAGAUAAUUUAAUGACAGGUAUUGAUCGAACAUUAAAAGAAUCGAAUAAAGAAAAUUUUACACAAAAUAUAACACAAUUUCGAAGUAAUGUACAAGAUGCAUUAAAUGUUAAUACAAUUAUAUUAUCAUCAAUACCUGUUUCAUCAUCAUCAUCAUCAUCAUCAAAUGUAUCUACAAAUGUUCCAGUUACAAUUGCCAUUUCAAAUUCGAUACCAUCAUCUUCGAUGACAGCUCCUGUUGAAGAGUUAAUGACCCUGUGA